AGAGAGAGAGAGAGAGAGAGAGAGAGAGAGAGAGAGAGAGAGAGAGAGAGAGAGAGAUAGAGAGAGAGAGAGAGAGAGAGAGAGAGAGAGAGAGAGAGAGAGAGAGAGAGAGAGAGUCGCAGCAUCCCAGUGGGAUAGAAGACGCUUUGCAGAGGCUUUGCUAAGACUGGACCUGUCCCCCCUGCCGGCCUGCACUUCCAUUCCCUGCGCCCCACUGGCCCCUCUCCCAGCUGGGGCGCCUUGGCAGAGGACGCUGUAGUCCACGGCGGAGUUGGAGAGAAGCGAGCCUUUUCUGCUUGUUGUCAUGAUGGCCAGCUACCCCGAGCCUGAAAACGACUCGGGAGCCCUACUGGCCCCAGAAUCCGCCGGCCGCUCAGGCAAAGAUUCCGAACCCCGGGGACCCCGAGACUGCAAGGAGGAGCUGAGCCCAGAGAAGAGCGGAGGAGGCGGAGGGGUCCCGGAGAAACCAGACCCCUCUCAGAAGCCCCCAUACUCGUACGUGGCGCUAAUAGCUAUGGCCAUCCGUGAAAGCGCUGAGAAGCGGCUCACACUGUCCGGCAUCUACCAGUACAUCAUCGGCAAGUUUCCUUUCUAUGAGAAGAACAAGAAGGGCUGGCAGAACAGCAUCCGCCACAACCUGAGCCUCAAUGAGUGCUUCAUCAAGGUGCCGCGCGAGGGCGGCGGCGAGAGGAAGGGCAACUACUGGACGCUGGACCCGGCCUGCGAGGACAUGUUCGAGAAGGGCAAUUACCGCCGCCGGCGGCGCAUGAAGCGGCCCUUCCGCCCACCGCCUGCUCACUUUCAGCCCGGCAAGGGUCUCUUUGGUCCCGGAGGCGCCGGGGCUGGAGGGGCGGGCGGCAGCGAUGGUUAUGGCUACCUGGCGCCGCCCAAGUACCUGCAGUCGGGCUUCCUCAACAACUCGUGGCCCCUUACCCAGCCGCCCUCUCCCAUGCCCUAUGCGUCCUGCCAGAUGGCAGCGGCGGCGGCUGCUGCAGCUGCAGCGGCGGCGGCGGCGGCGGCCGGCCCUGGCAGCCCGGGAGGAGUAAAGGGGAUCCCCGGGGCCCCGGCCUCCUAUAGUCCAUACUCCCGGGUGCAAAGCAUGGCGCUGCCCGGCGUGGUGAACUCUUACAACGGCAUGGCGGGCCACCAUCCAGCGCCGCAUCCCCACCCUCACGCGCACCACCCCCACGCCCACCACCUGCACCCGGCUGCAGCCGCAGCUCAUCACCCGCCCCACCACCCGGCCGCAGCGCCCCCAGCCCAGCUUAGCCCGGCCAGUCCCACUGCCGCAGCGCCCCCGGCCCCCGCGCCUGCCCAGGCCAAUGCAACUGGUCCUCCGCCUGGCCUCCAGUUUGCCUGCGCCCGCCAGCCUGAUUUAUCCAUGAUGCACUGCUCCUAUUGGGACCACGACAGCAAACACAGCGCCCUGCACUCACGGAUAGACAUCUGAGGGAGGGACAGAGGAGGGCAGGAAGAAAAGAAAGGAGAAAGCAGGGGCCGCAGCGUAGAACCGGAGCUAUGGCGCCAGCACCAGACUACCCUUCCCACCCGCUGGCCAAAAGGGUCCGGCUUCUAAACCAACCUCCAGAAACGGACUGCAAGAUGUUCCCUUACUGUUUCUGCCCUCUUUCUUGAAUUUCAGCCUCUCUCUACUUGAUCCCUGCUUUGUCUGGCUCUCUCGUUUCCUUCUCUGUCUUUCUUCUCUCUUUUUCAUCCGUUCUGUGCCUCACUUUUGGCCUCGGUCUGUUUUCUAUGUGUUUCUCAAUCUCACUCGUCCACGCUCGGAAAAUCCCCCUCCUCUCCUCUUUUUUCCAAGCUGGAAAGAUGUCCUGUGCCAAAAUUUUUGCAGUGGGAAAAAAGAUCAUCCCCCACCCCAAACGCUCCAGCCAGUCCCAACCCUGUUCCUCUCGGUUUGCCUGGCGUCAAUGUGUAACCCCGGGGGCUCCGGCUGUACCACGUCUUACAGGUCUGUGCGCUGAUGGCAUUUUGAUUGUAAUUGCAAAAUGAGCUCUAAUCCUGGCAUAGUCGCCACUUUUUAAAAUUGUAUAAGAGGGGGAAGUUUUCCGUUUGAAACCUUCCUGCAGUGAAUGUUGUUUGUUGGAGGUCGGUGGGGAGGUCGGGGAAAGAUAGAAGACGAGUUUUCCCCCGGGGUUGUGGGGUGAAUAGUAUGUUGCCGGAGAGAGUAGCCUGUCCUGGACAUCAGGCGAUGUUUUAUUUUGUUUUAAGUCUUAAAACCCAUCUUCCAGAGAGGUUGCACUUCUAUACUCUUCUCCAGAAGUAUAGUUGGUGCUUUUCCGGCGAGGAGGGAUUUGAUCGAGUUACAUUUCAGAAAUUAAUGCUACAUUUCUUUAAAUAAGAAAAGAAAAGCCCUCCAGGGAAACCGGUGAAAUGUUGCCUUGAGGCGAGUGCUGCUAGAAUGUAAAAUGAAAUACAAAUUUAUUUUUUUUAAAUCUAGUCAGGAAAUUUCUCAGAAUUGUUUUAUUUGGGCCUUUAAAAAAUUUCCCCCAGCUGCAAAGGGAAAAUGCUUUGUAAAAGAUGGAAUUGGAAUGCGAUUAUCUUUAACUCUUUUCACUUGAUCUUCUCAAGUCCUUUUCGCCAUAAUUUUUUUGGUAGGUGAUUGUCAGUCAGUCAUUCUCCCAUCCUUUUUUUUUUUAGAAAAAUAAUUGUUUUUCAGUCGCGGUUCUAGGACCUCGAAUAAAGUAAUGUGAACCCCCGAAGCCUUGUAGAUACCGGGACGAAUUUCCAAUGAUAUAAAUGUGUAAGCCCUUAGCUAUUGUUGCGUUGUAUUUUGUGGGGACCAACUUUUCUAGUCAACUAUAGCACUUUUAUUGUAUUUUCUAGUAUUGUAAAUUCUCGAAUAAAAUGUUUUCCUUUCUUUUAA
This is a messenger RNA of Monodelphis domestica (gray short-tailed opossum), 2881 nucleotides long. RefSeq names its product forkhead box L2 (gene FOXL2). NCBI's taxonomy places the organism in Eukaryota, Metazoa, Chordata, Mammalia, Didelphimorphia, Didelphidae. The record is from RefSeq and is a predicted model, not a curated record. Gene Ontology annotation, biological process: anatomical structure morphogenesis; regulation of transcription by RNA polymerase II; cell differentiation. Gene Ontology annotation, molecular function: DNA-binding transcription factor activity, RNA polymerase II-specific; RNA polymerase II cis-regulatory region sequence-specific DNA binding.